Drosophila innubila is the source of this 1559-nucleotide messenger RNA. Its product is annotated as pickpocket protein 19. Bases 1 to 1515 code for a protein of 504 amino acids. Gene Ontology annotation, cellular component: membrane. Gene Ontology annotation, biological process: sodium ion transmembrane transport. Lineage: Eukaryota; Metazoa; Arthropoda; Insecta; Diptera; Drosophilidae. The record is from RefSeq and is a predicted model, not a curated record. The transcript is spliced from 4 exons. Gene Ontology annotation, molecular function: ligand-gated sodium channel activity.
AUGCAGCACAGCCAAGUGAGAAGAGUGAUAAGGCAGCGUCGGAAACUUCAGGCUUGGCAGGAGCAGCAAGCACAGCCUAGUUAUGACAAUGUGACAUGGAUGCAGUUCAUUAGUCGAUACACAAUUGGAUCCCAUAUACAUGGUUUCUAUCAGCUCUUUUGGCCUACAAUGCGUCGACGAAUGCGCUUACUCUGGGCGUUGGCAUUGCUCUCUGCGUUGACUGUGCUCAUCUAUGUAGCUUAUUUGCUGGGAGAGAGACAUCAGCGACAUCACUUUCACACGAUAAUCGCAGACUCGCAUUGGCCAAUUCAGAACAUUGCCUUCCCAGUGAUUGUGGUCUGUAAUAAGAACCGAUUGAACUGGUCUCGUCUGCCGCAAAUAAUCCAGCGAUAUAACAUAAGCCUUGCUCAACAGCCGCUCCUGGAGCGUGUCCUUACCGCUUACGAUGCCCUAAGCUUUGCUCGGUUUGAUGUCUUUGCUCCUCUGAAGGAUCAGCCUCUGCAGACGCUGAACCAUCUCAACUUCACCCGGAUUGCGACUGAGAUGGCCUGGCGUUGUGAUGAACUGCUCGCAGAAUGUAGAUGGCAGACUGAAUCUCGAGAUUGUUGUGAACUCUUUCGGCCCCGAAGAUUGCCCCUAGGUUCUUGUCUGGCGUUUAACGAAGUGGAGCAGCGUGCCAUUGUGGAAAUUGGCUCGGGGUCUGGCUUGAUGGUCCGUCUCCGGCUAAAUGAGGCACAGCAUGCGCCGGAAAAUGUAGAGCUUAAAGGUUUUAUGCUCAAUAUUCUGGAGCCAAAUGUGUGGUUCGAUUUUCCCAUUGAGUUCUUUCCGGAUAUGGACAGCACCAUUGGCAUCAGGGCUGUUUAUCACUUCUAUGACGAAGAUACCUACUCCAUGCACAGCCAACAAAGGAUGUGUUUGCAGGACUAUGAGCAUGUUAGCGAUAAUAUUCACACUCUUCAGGGCCUCAAGUAUAUGAUGGAAAACUGUUUUGCGGAAUGCCAACAACUCUAUAUGCUGCGCUAUUGCAAUUGCACUUUGGAUUUGUUCUAUCCACCUUCGGAUCAUGUUGCCUGCCAGCUGAAGGAUUUGCCCUGUCUGGCAGCUCACAAUCAUGAAAUGGAGAGCUACGAACAACCUGGAGAGCAUUCAUAUGUAGCCCAUGCCGAAUCGGGACUCAUCUGUGAAUGUCUACACAACUGCAAAUCUUUGACCCUGAUUAAUGAUGUCCGCAAAUUUGUCCAACGACCCUUGCAACGGGUCAAUGUCAGUGACAGGACAUCCUAUCGACCAGAGAAUCGAUCAAUGCUUCUCGACAUAUACUACAAGCGGUUCAAUAUUCUGGUCUAUAAAACCAGUUUGAUAUACAGCUGGAUGGACUUAAUUGUUUCAUUUGGUGCCAUUUGUCAGCUCUGCUUGGGCUGUUCCAUCAUUGGCAUUCUGGAGGUGUUGUAUUUUGGCCUGAUCGAUGUGCCCCAUUUCUAUUGGCGGCGCUAUGCGCUGAGGCGCUUUGGUUAAACUAUCCAAUAAAAACGACAAUGGUCGGACGCUCUUAUGUUUGA